Owenia fusiformis is the source of this 3319-nucleotide messenger RNA. NCBI's taxonomy places the organism in Eukaryota, Metazoa, Annelida, Polychaeta, Sabellida, Oweniidae. The record is from the annotation of a GenBank genome assembly.
AGUUAUAGUUCCUUUUGUUAAAUGUUAUUGUAUCCUACCCAUAAAGAUAUCGUUCAUGAUGUUUGUACAUGAAAAUCAUUUAUUUAAAGGGCAAUGAAGCCAUCAAGCACAGUUUUAUGGCAUUGAUCAUUUGUUUGAUAAUUAACAAAAUGUAUACAAUAUAUAUAUAUGUUUAUUCACCUAAUGUAAGCCUGCAAAUAUUAUGGUUCGAUUAUAUUUUCAUUUUGCUCUCAGUUGAUAGCAAGAUAGUUAUCACAAAUACGGCAAAUGUGAGGUAACAAUGUCCGGACAUACAUGUAUCAGACAUAUCGUAUUGUUGAUUUGCAUAGUAACGGAUCAUAUAGAUGGCAAAUCCAAAGAUUAUGACUCAAGGCUCGCCGGCGGUGACGAAAAUUAUGGUCGUGUUGAGGUGUAUUACAAUGGAUCGUGGGGUCGGGUCUGUAACCGGGAAUGGGAUAUUACAGAUGCGAGGGUUGUGUGUAAACAACUUGGAUUUGAUCCGGCCGAAACCACAAUACCAGCACUGAGAGAUGAUCAUCUUCGCUGGUAUAAUUUUCACUUGCCGGAUGAGAACUAUCCCCAAUAUGGAAAAGGAUCUGGAAAUUUCACCUUAAACAGGGUCGAUUGUAACGGUACAGAAGAUCACAUCUCACAUUGCAAACAUUAUCCUUUGGGUCUAGACUGUAAAGAAAGGGACUAUAAAGAUGCAAUUGCCACGUGCAAGACGAUCGUCCGCCUCAGAUGGAAAAAUACCAAAUCGUCAGGAAGGUUGGAAAUCAAGAUACAGGGCAAAUGGAGAUCUGUUUGUUAUUCUUCCACGCUAGACCAGAGAGCCGCUAAAUAUUUUUGUAAUCUGUUGGGUAUCAAAUCUAAAAAUCCGUUUGUAUUUGGUAAUAGCUAUUUGGGAUCAAUCCAAAAGGAAAUGGAAACAUGGUGGGUUUCUUGGGCCUGUGAUGAUGGCUACUGUAGCAUUGAUAGGCCUCAUAUUACCAAAAGCCGGAAAACUUACCUACCUUGCACAACAAACCAAUAUGCCAGUCUGAAGUGCUUUAAUAAACCUAAAGGUGCUAUCCCAAAAUUAUAUCUUUCUGAAGGACCACAGCAUUCUGGCAUUUUGCAAAUGAAGAGAUUUGGCGUAUGGGGCAGUGUAUCAUUCGCAAGUCAAUACUACAGUUUUGGGGAAUUGUGGAGAACUAACAGAGCUGCUAAAAUUGUUUGUCGACAAUUGGGAUUUGAAGGAAAUGAAUUUGCAUACGAAACUAUUAACAAUCCACAAAGACAAAGGCCUACCGCUUUAACUUGGUUUUUUGAUGUGUUUUGCUACGGAAAUGAGAGCGACAUUACAGCGUGUGAUCACAUAAAAUGGGGAGAACCCAUUCAUGACGAAGUGAAUCCGAAUCCUGUCUUUGUCACAUGUAAGACCCCGCUGCAACUGAGGUAUAAGACAAAUUCUUACACUGGACAACUCUUUAUCUUUUUGGAUAGUUGGAGGCGAAUGUGUCUAAAAGAUUGGAACACACCUACAUUGAUGGUGGCUUGUAGAAGUCUCGGCUUGGAAUGGCGAUACCCAGAUGUAAUAGCUUCAGAAUCAGAUCCAACUCAUUCAAGUGGUGAGAGAUGGUAUAUAGAAGGCAAACGAUGUCAGGGUCACGAAGAGACAUUAUCCCAGUGUGUAUCAGCGCCAAUUGAUUCCUGUGCUUCUGUAACGUUGGAUUUGCUAACCUGUCGAAAUAAGAAAGAAGGGCUUAAAAAGCUGAGCGUACGGCUUCAACGAUUCACCCAUGGGGUAAUGACCCUACAGAUAGGAAAUGAUUGGCUACCUAUGUGUAAUAGUAACUGGAAUGAAGGAGGCGCAAUGGUGAUAUGUCGACAAUUGGGAUUCAAUCCCAAAAAUGGGCAAAACUUUGGAUCUUAUUUGGCUCGUCGGUAUGACUUUUCUAGUGUCAAUGAUGACAGACAGGAUUAUAGAAGAGUCAUAAUAACAGACAUGAAUUGUACAGGGAAGGAGGGGAAUCUAAAUGAAUGCACCUUUACGGAAUGGAAAAUUGUAUCUAUUGAAGGUGAUGCAAAUAUAUGCAGAUCGGUACAAAAUGGCGUGGAUAUGGGAUGCACAGAUAAAUCAACAAAGGCACGUUUGGUAGGAGGCCAUGACAAGUAUUCAGGGCGUGUAGAAAUAAAGAUUAGAAAUGAAUGGAAAAAAGUAUGUGAACGUUUUCUGGUAUAUAACAGGUAUGAGCCGGAUUCUGAGCAGGAAUCUCAAGCGAUUUGUGAAGAUAUCGGACGCCCACGACAAUAUGCAAGAUAUUACAAAUACAAUCAUUUCGAGAAAGGCACGCCCGCUACAGGAGUAAAAAUAUUUUGUAAUCGAGGUGAAAAGCUAGACGUUUGUACGUUUCAUGUGGCCGUAUGUUCCAACGAUGAAUAUUAUGAUUUUGGUGUUGCUUGCUUUGACCACGACCCAGGAUUACACGAAUUUCUGCAGCCUGAAGCAUUUGGCUACGAUUUCAAAGACACCAAUCAUAAAAGAAAUGGCCUUGUUACACUGAAUGGCAGAAAAGAGGACACGAUAUGUGGAGAUACAUGGACUAGGAAUGAAGCUCAAGUUGUAUGCAGACAAUUGGGAUACGACCCAAUCGACGCAACCGUUGACAAAUUCCCAUUUCUGCAGUGUUAUGGCGAGGAUGAGAUUAUAAUUAGCGAUGUCAAUUGUACUGGAGAGGAACGGAGUCUAGCAGAGUGUCAUUUCAACCAUGGUGAUAACGUAUCGUGUCCUGACGGUUCGAGAGCCGGUGUUAUUUGUGGAAAACUACCGAUAAUGUUAGAAGAAAAUGGUAGGAAGUCCAAGUUUAAGGGUAAAGUAAUGGUUCACCAUUUGGUAGACAGGUGGCCGACAUAUUCUGUAUGUGGAUCCGGGUGGGAUGAGAAAGAUGCAAGAGUGGCGUGUCGUCAGUUGGGAUUACAGUAUGCUUACGUCUACAUCGAUGAGCACUAUAGUGACGAUUCUGGAAAUGGUGCAAUGAUAACCAAUGUUAAUUGUAGUGGCGAGGAAACGCAUCUCGGAAAAUGUGAUUUUGAUCUGGACUUUUCUCUAUUAGAAUCCAAAGGUGAAUAUCAUCAUAUUUAUGGUUACUGCACUCGAUCGGAGUUCUUUGGAAGCCGUAUUGACUUUGACAUGGAUUUCAAUUUCUGUCACAACAGUGGUAGUGCUGGUGUUAUUUGCAAAUAGUUAACUGGACGAUGCAGGCGUCAAUGAAACAAUAAAACUAAAAAAUCGUUAUUAUUUUGACUAUUCAACAUGAGGAAAAUAAAUAAAUGCAAC